CCCUACAUAGGCGUCAUGGCCAAGAACGGCUUUGCCUUUUUCGGGGCCGUUUUCAUCCCAUAGCUAGGUUCACUCAUCUAAUUGCCCUUGGAGAUUUCCUUGAGAUUCAGAUUCGAUUACAGCGUUGGCAGGUCCUUCGAGCCCGUACCAGGAGGGGAGCUAUAGCGCACACGCAAUCGACAUGAACAAAACAGCCGGGGUGUUCUGCUUAUCGCGUUCUCCGGAGUUUCAGUAGGCGUCAUGGGAGAGGAGAAUGCUGCAUCCGCGAAUAGCGUCACGGUGAACGUGAGGGUAUACAUGCACUGCGACGCCUGCGAAAGAUCGGUGCGCCGCACCAUCAAGAAAAUCGAUGGCGUGGAGACGGUGGAGGUGGACAGGGAGGAGAACAAGGUGAUGGUGACGGGGGAUUUCAAGGCCGAGAAGGUGCUGAGGAAGCUCAAGAAGAAGACCGGGAAGAAGGCGGAGAUUCUGCCUCCGGACCCAGAAGAAGAAAACCAGGAGGAAGAGAAGCAGGAGCCCGACGACGAUGCUUACGCUCCUUACGGUUACGGCCGUCCGGCGCCGGACAUGGACGCCGUUCUAGGCAACGAGUUCCAGAGGCCGCCGCGAUGGGACCUCCAUUAUUUCGACGACGAGAACACGGAAGCGUCUAGGAUCAUGUAGGGAGUAAUGCUAGAGCAGCAUCUGAUUUCGGGGCGGUAGUAUAUAUCUUCCUUGGUUCUCCUAACUUACAGGUAGUGAGGUACUAUAACCAUUUC
Molecule: messenger RNA, 758 nt
Organism: Triticum dicoccoides
Lineage: Eukaryota; Viridiplantae; Streptophyta; Magnoliopsida; Poales; Poaceae
Product: heavy metal-associated isoprenylated plant protein 19-like
Exons: 4
Coding region: 241-663 (140 amino acids)
Molecular function (GO): metal ion binding
Source: RefSeq, a predicted model, not a curated record